Molecule: messenger RNA, 1241 nt
Organism: Elaeis guineensis (African oil palm)
Lineage: Eukaryota; Viridiplantae; Streptophyta; Magnoliopsida; Arecales; Arecaceae
Biological process (GO): proteasome assembly
Source: RefSeq, a predicted model, not a curated record
CAGUCCCCAAAUACACCAGACUUGGAAGACGAGAGCAUAGCCCCUUCAACGCAACAACUCCUUUUAACACAGCGGUUUGGGUCGUUUUAGAAUCAAAUGCGACCCGACCGGGUUCAGAUCCAUCGAAGAAGAAUUUUGUAGAGAUCCAUCGACCACGGACCACCCUUAUCUUCCUCGACGGGAGUCCUCGACCGGCUAGUUUCGCUUUCGAAAUUUCUUCGAGGAAGAGAGCACCAGAGACGUCGACUCCCGGAAUCCUUUACAAGAUAAGGAUGUUGGAAGGACGGGAAGCAACGGAUCCAUCCGCACUCUUCACUCCAAUAACUUUUGUGCGUCUCUGGGGCACCUUUAUUGGUGGCAUGUUUAUCGUCAAGAACGUCGUCAAAAGAGGGGUGUUUAAUAUUGCUGGAUAUGGAGGUAACCUCGGAUUCCUCCCCAUCGACUCACUUUCCUGUCGCCCACAAGUCAAUAUCCUUAGAUAUCAAGGGAAAUAAGACGGACAUUGUAAUCUGCAAGUAUGAUGAUAAUUUUCUGGUCAUGGUGACUCAGAUAGGAUGUAUGGGAACCAUAUUGCGUGCUAGGAAGGAGGAAAGUGUAUCUGUUGACCCAACUUUUAAUGUUUCUGUAGUAUUUGGUAAAAGAGAUGAGCCAUAUCUACUUGCAUGUGCACGCCAGCUGAUUGAACAUAUAAGUGGUUGCAGUUCAUCCAGGCCAUUGGUGCUGUCCCUUGGGCUCAAGGACCACUCUCCGGGAACCUUGAAAGACGUCAUUUCUGCUGUCAUUGAUAACCGCCUAUGGUAAACGUGGUUCAUUAAGGAACUCAUUUGUCUGCAGCACGGAUGGAGAGUGGUGCUUCAAACUUUCGGUAUUUUCCCCCCUAACUCGUUGAGUUGAGCACUCUCAUUUUGCAACGAUGGCGGCUGUUUUGCAGGUUGGGAGUGGGGGUGCAUUAGUCUGUUUGUACUAUUUUGAUGCUUGUGGUCAAGGAGAGCAGGUGAAUUCAGUGUAACAGGUCAAGAUAUUAGAGAGAAAGUGUGAAACUGAUUUAUUUGGAAACAAAAUCGUGAUAGGUCCUAUGCCUUUUCAUUCUUAGAUAGACUGGAACUCCCUGUCUGGUUAUGUUAGCACCCCAACAUGCAACCUUCCAUCAAUAUGUUUGGUGAACACAUGGGGUGGAGAAAGUGAUCUUGUUGUCCCGGUUGUUUAUGGACAGUGGAUUUUAUUGAACCUUUUUUUUUUUU